CCCUUCAAGAUUUUAAGGGAAAUUCCACAUAUUUUCAUCUGUCAAAUUAGUGAAUGCCAAUACAGCAUCCGCAUAACUGGUCGCACUCAUCACAAUUUAGUCCUACGAAUGAGCGCUUCCUUAACACGCGGACAAAGCGCUCGACUCGCGUUCGAUAUCUAAAAUUAAUUUGAAAAAUAUGUGAAACCAUUUUUAACAUUUUUUCAUAUGAAAUAAUAAAUGAAUUAACGUCGGCUAAUUGUAAAGAUGUUAAAAAUAGUUUUUGUGCAUUUUUUACUUCUAUUCGCAUACAGCAAUGCAACGCCUCCCGUCAGUUUUGAGGCAAAUCCAGAUACGAAGCGUCUUUAUGAUGACUUGCUGAGCAAUUACAAUCGCCUCAUACGUCCUGUCGUUAAUAACACUGAAACCCUGACAGUAUGGUUGGGCUUAAAGCUCUCCCAACUCAUCGAGGUCAAUUUACGAAACCAAGUGAUGACCACAAAUCUGUGGGUGAAGCAGCGUUGGUUCGAUUAUAAAUUGCGCUGGGACCCUGAGGAAUAUGGUGGUGUUGAACAACUUUAUGUGCCAUCCGAGCACAUUUGGGUGCCAGACAUAGUGCUCUACAACAACUGGGAUGGCAACUAUGAGGUAACACUCAUGACAAAGGCAACACUAAAAUACACUGGCGAAGUCUUUUGGGAGCCGCCGGCUAUCUACAAGUCAUCCUGCGAAAUGAAUGUCGAAUAUUUUCCGUACGAUGAGCAAAUCUGCUUCAUGAAAUUCGGUUCAUGGACAUACAAUGGUGCACAAGUGGAUUUGAAACAUUUAGAUCAGGUUCCUGGCAGUAAUCUCGUGCAAAUUGGAAUUGAUUUAAGUGAAUUUUACUUAUCCGUCGAAUGGGACAUACUCGAAGUUCCUGCAACUAAGAAUGAGGAAUAUUAUCCAGACACUUUGGAACCAUUUUCUGAUAUUAUUAAGCUUACCAUGCGUCGCAAAACACUUUUAACCGUUAAUUUAAUUGUACCAUGUGUAGCAUUGACAUUUCUCACGGUGUUGGUAUUUUAUUUACCCAGCGAUUCUGGCGAAAAGGUUACGUUAUGUAUUUCAAUUCUUGUCUCGUUGACUGUGUUCUUCUUGCUGUUGGCCGAAAUUAUUCCGCCAACAUCACUGGCAGUACCGUUGCUAGGCAAAUAUCUACUAUUUACAAUGAUCCUGGUCUCGUUGUCCGUAUGGACAACGGUAUGCGUAUUAAAUUUACACUUUAGGUGA
Messenger RNA from Rhagoletis zephyria (snowberry fruit fly), 1248 nucleotides. Its product is annotated as acetylcholine receptor subunit beta-like 2. NCBI's taxonomy places the organism in Eukaryota, Metazoa, Arthropoda, Insecta, Diptera, Tephritidae. Gene Ontology annotation, biological process: monoatomic ion transmembrane transport. The record is from RefSeq and is a predicted model, not a curated record. Gene Ontology annotation, cellular component: postsynaptic membrane. Gene Ontology annotation, molecular function: acetylcholine-gated monoatomic cation-selective channel activity; transmembrane signaling receptor activity.